AGAGAAGUGAUGUGAGAUACAUGUGUAUAUAUAUAUUUGUACAAAUGAAUGUAUGUUCACACUAGAAAACAGAAAGAAAAGAAAAAAAAUUAGAGAGAGGGGCUUAUUCGUAUAUAUAUAGAAGAAGGGAGAGAGAGAAGAGUAAGAGAGAAAGAAAAAAAUGGGAAGAGGGAGAGUAGAGCUGAAGAGGAUAGAGAACACGAUCAAUAGGCAAGUGACGUUUGCAAAGAGAAGGGGUGGUGUUUUGAAGAAAGCAUACGAGCUUUCCGUUCUAUGUGAUGCAGAGGUUGCUCUCAUCAUCUUCUCUAAUAGAGGAAAACUGUUCGAGUUUUGCAGUAAUUCCAGCAUGCUUAAGACACUGGAGAGGUACCAAAAGUGCAACUAUGGACCUCCAGAGCCCAAUGUGCCUUCAAGAGAGGCCUUAGCAGAACUUAGUAGCCAGCAGGAGUAUCUCAAGCUUAAGCAGCGUUACGACGCUUUACAGAGAACCCAAAGGAAUCUAUUGGGAGAAGAUCUUGGACCACUUAGUACGAAGGAGCUUGAGUCACUUGAGAGACAGCUUGAUUCUUCUUUGAAGCAGAUCAGAGGUCUCCGGACACAGUUCAUGCUUGACCAGCUCAAUGAUCUCCAGAGCAAGGAGCGCAUGCUUUCUGAUACAAACAAAACUCUACGGCUAAGGUUAGCUGAUGGGUAUCAGAUGCCAUUCCAACUCAACCCGAACCAAGAAGAGGUACAUGUUGACUACGGGCAUCAUCAACCGCAACAACAAGCUUUCUUCCAGCCUUUGGAAUACGAGCCCAUUUUUCAAAUGGGGUAUCAUCAGGGGCAACAGCAAGAUCAUGGAAUGGGAGCAGGGCCAAGUGCGAAUAAUUACAUGUUGGGUUGGUUACCUUAACCAACUCUAUUUGAAACUUUCUUCAUAUUUGUUUUUUUGACAUUUUAAAAUCGAAACUUUCUCCUAGCUUUCCUCUUAGGCUACAUGAUGAUUACCUCUCUCUACAUUACUGUCUUGUGUGCAUGUGUGUGUAAUGUUUUAUUAUGAUAUUUUCAACAAAAUUAUACUCCGCAUAUAAUUUAGCCAGGCA
Brassica napus (rape) is the source of this 1085-nucleotide messenger RNA. Its product is annotated as agamous-like MADS-box protein AGL9 homolog. The transcript has 8 exons. Gene Ontology annotation, cellular component: nucleus. Bases 161 to 895 code for a protein of 244 amino acids. Gene Ontology annotation, molecular function: RNA polymerase II cis-regulatory region sequence-specific DNA binding; protein dimerization activity; DNA-binding transcription factor activity, RNA polymerase II-specific. The record is from RefSeq and is a predicted model, not a curated record. Gene Ontology annotation, biological process: positive regulation of transcription by RNA polymerase II. NCBI's taxonomy places the organism in Eukaryota, Viridiplantae, Streptophyta, Magnoliopsida, Brassicales, Brassicaceae.